AUGAAGCGGCUUCCGUCCGACGCUCCUACCGUGUCUACCGGUACCACUAUGGAGUCACUGUUCCGCGUGCAAGCUGUGAGCAUUCUGCCAUCAUCCAUGUGCGAAUCUCGCGUCCGCGAUCGACCACCACCUCACACCUAG
Colletotrichum costaricense is the source of this 141-nucleotide messenger RNA. RefSeq lists its product as uncharacterized. Lineage: Eukaryota; Fungi; Ascomycota; Sordariomycetes; Glomerellales; Glomerellaceae. Bases 1 to 141 code for a protein of 46 amino acids. The transcript has a single exon. The record is from RefSeq and is a predicted model, not a curated record.